AUGAUAGAAUUCAUCUUACUUGUCAAUAAGCAAGGCCAGACUAGGCUCUCCCAGUACUACAACUCCUAUACAGUAAAGGAGAGAGUUUUGUUGGAAGGAGAGUUGGUCAGAAAGUGCCUAAGCAGGACUCAAAAGCAAUGCUCUUUCUUUAAUCACCAACAAUUCAAAGUUAUCUAUCGUAGAUAUGCAUCCUUAUACUUUAUCAUUGGAAUUAACUCUGAUGAAGACAUCAAUGAACUGUCCAUGCUAGAGUUCAUUCAUAACACUGUUGAGACUCUCGAUAGGUACUUUGAAAAUGUAUGUGAACUUGAUAUCAUGUUCAAUAUUGAGAAAGCUCAUUUCAUAAUUGAUGAGAUGAUCAUGAAUGGAUGUAUCCUAGAGACUAACAAAGAAAGUGUCCUCACUCCUCUCAAGGCUAUUAUGAAGGCAUCUAAAUAG
Messenger RNA from Moneuplotes crassus, 438 nucleotides. The record is from the annotation of a GenBank genome assembly. NCBI's taxonomy places the organism in Eukaryota, Ciliophora, Spirotrichea, Euplotida, Euplotidae.